AUGGACACGGGUUCUUGUGUUGUGGCGAGAUUACCGACCGGUAUUGCUCGCCCGCCAAGGUUAACGACCAACUCUGAAGUUGCAACGAUGACUUAUUUACAAUCCAAGAUCUCACUUCCGAUACCGAAAAUCCUUGACUGGAACGAUAAUUCAUCAAAUCCAAUUGGCACAGAAUAUAUCAUCCAGGAGCAUGUUGCGGGUGUUCAGCUGCACCAAAUGUGGCCUAAAAUGAACUCGGAACAACAUAUGCUGUGCGCCAAGAUGCUUUCGUUGGUGAUAAGAAAUAUGGCAUCCUUGGACUUCCCGGCCUAUGGCGGUCUAUACUUCUCAGAUGGGCCGCUAGAGUCGCAUAUGAAAAUUCCCUUCAACCAGGGCUUCUGUAUUGGUCCUCAUUGCAAUCCAGUAUUCUGGAACCGGAAUCCGGGGGAACUUGAACUCUACGGCAGCCAAGUCCCAACUGCGGUCCUUGUCAGUUUCACGAUUCUCAAUCUCCUUAAUAACCAGUUCUAA
Messenger RNA from Aspergillus chevalieri, 510 nucleotides. RefSeq lists its product as uncharacterized. Lineage: Eukaryota; Fungi; Ascomycota; Eurotiomycetes; Eurotiales; Aspergillaceae. The record is from RefSeq and is a predicted model, not a curated record. The transcript is spliced from 2 exons. Gene Ontology annotation, cellular component: mitochondrion. The coding region runs from base 1 to 510 and encodes 169 amino acids.